Messenger RNA from Sclerotinia sclerotiorum 1980 UF-70, 1737 nucleotides. RefSeq lists its product as hypothetical. Lineage: Eukaryota; Fungi; Ascomycota; Leotiomycetes; Helotiales; Sclerotiniaceae. Gene Ontology annotation, cellular component: SBF transcription complex; MBF transcription complex. Gene Ontology annotation, molecular function: protein binding; DNA binding; transcription regulator activity. The transcript has 7 exons. Bases 1 to 1737 code for a protein of 578 amino acids. The record is from RefSeq and is a predicted model, not a curated record.
AUGGUCAAUACCGCUAAAUCUGGACCGGGGAUCUAUUCUGCUACCUAUAGCAAUGUUCCUGUGUACGAAUAUUUGUUCGGAGAGGCUCUCAAGGAACAUGUAAUGAGAAGGCGACAUGAUGAUUGGAUUAAUGCGACACAUAUAUUAAAAGCUGCUGGAUUCGAUAAACCUGCUAGGACGAGGAUCCUUGAAAGAGAGGUCCAAAAGGAAGAACAUGAAAAGAUUCAAGGUGGAUAUGGAAAAUAUCAAGGUACUUGGGUUCCUCUCGAGAAAGGUCAAGCUUUGGCGCAAAGAAACAAUAUUUAUGAAAAGCUUCGUGCGAUUUUCGAAUACACACCUGGUGAACUUAGUCCCCCGCCAGCACCUAAGCAUGCUACGAAUAAGCCAAAGGUCAAGAAACCAGCAGUACCAAAAUGGGGAGCGAAACCGGUGCCAAUUCAACAAGCUGUGAUUGCCCGGCAAGUCGAGGAGAAUUACGAUAAUAUAAGCACUCAAUUAAAUGAUGAUGAAAGUGUGGCAGAUGAUGUUACAGUUGCUUCCGCUUCAUAUAUGGCCGAAGAUGAUCGAUUCGAUAUGCCUCAACCACCUACCGGACAUCGAAAGCGGAAAAGAGAUCGUGAGAGGGAUGAAUUUCAACAAGAUGAUCCCGUUGAUCUUCGUGCACAAGCGCAUCUUAUGUGGGCCGAUGAACUUUUGGAUUACUUCAUGGCACCUCCUACCGAUGCGAAUUUAAUGGAUAGGAGACCAGAACCGCCCAUAAAUUUCGAACCCGACUUCAUUAUUGAUACAGAUGGCCAUACCGGUUUACAUUGGGCUGCAUCAAUAGGUGAUCUUGAUAUAUUGAAACAACUCAAGAGAUUCGGUGCAAAUCUUAGAUUGUUGGAUGCCCGAGAUAUUAAUGGAAAUACUGCAAUCCAUAUUGCCGCGAAGAACAAAGCUAGGAAAUGUGUACGAGCUUUGAUGGGUCGCGGUGCUUCUACAGAUAUUUUAAAUGAUAUGGGUGAAACGGCUGAGGAAAUAAUUCAAGAUCUGAACGCUUCUCGCAGAUCCGAGAGAUAUCAACAAGCUGCUUCCUCUUCACCUUUUGCUCCGGAUUCGGCUCGUCACGUAUCUCAUUACGAUGCUUCUUGGAACAGGAAGAUCCCAAGAGGCAUACAUGCGUUGGCUUGUAGCUUCGAUGAGGAAUUGGCGGAGAAGGAAAAUGCAGAGGCAGAUAGUAAGAGGAUUUUAGAGGGGGUGAGGAUGGAGUUGGCGGGAGUCAGAGAACAGGCUAGACACUUAGCAGGGGAAGAAGAAGGCGAGGAAAAUGCCAUUGCAGCAAAAGCCCAUCUCGUGGGUUUGCAAGAAAGAGUCCAAAGUUUGGUAGAGAGGCAACAACAACUUCUGUUGCUCUCUCGUACACAACAUGAAGGGUCAAAGAUAAAUGGUCAUGGAGGUGGCCAAGUUAAUGGAACAGGGGAUUUGGAGGAUGGAGACAAUGAUAGAAUAUUAGCGGCGCAACAAUUACAUGAAGAAAUCCAAAGGAGAAAGGCAUUAGUGGGGGAAUAUAUUGGAGCGCUUGGGGUUGCUGGUGGUGGUGAUGAGGGAGAAUUAUAUAAGAGGGUUAUUGUAAGGGAUUUGGGAGUGGAUGAAGGAGAAGGGGGAUUAAGUGAUGAGGGAUUGGAUGCAUUAAUAGCGAAUUUGGAGGAGGAAAGAGGAGGUGUGGGGUUAGAAAGGGAAGUUGGUGAUGAGUUAUAG